AGAAAAACAAAAUAAAACGACAAUAGGCGACGCAAGAACACUCAAUUUUCCAACCUCUUUUCUCUCUCUCGAUCUCUCCGCUUAUCGUUUAAAAAUUAAACCAAACUAUUUUUUAUUUUUUUAAAGAAAAAAAAAACAGAAUCCACACGCUCUCAUAUAAUUCCGGAUCUUCUUCAAAUAAUUCCUCUUUUGAAUAAAAACAACAAAUCUUUUUUGUUUUUCUUGAGAAAUUUGUAAUUUAUUCAAGAUGAGCACUGGCGACCUUCUUAGCAUCGAACCCGUCGAGCUUAAAUUUCCAUUUGAAUUGAAGAAGCAGAUCUCUUGUUCUCUUCAGUUAUCUAAUAAAACCGACAGUUAUGUUGCUUUCAAGGUUAAGACAACAAAUCCGAAGAAGUAUUGUGUUCGACCAAAUGCUGGGAUCGUGUUGCCUCGAUCCACUUGUGAUGUUAUAGUUACAAUGCAAGCACAAAAGGAGGCCCCUCCUGAUCUGCAAUGUAAGGACAAGUUCUUACUCCAGAGUGUGAAAACGCAUGACGGCGCAACGGCAAAGGAUAUCAAUGCGGAAAUGUUCAAUAAGGAGUCAGGGCAUAUUGUUGAGGAGUGUAAAUUGAGAGUGCUUUAUGUUUCUCCACCUCAACCGCCUUCUCCUGUUCCUGAAGGUUCUGAUGAAGGGUCUUCGCCUAGAGGUUCUGUGUCGGAAAAUGGGAAUGCAAACGGUGCCGAGUUCUCAAAUGCCUCGAGAGCAUUUGGUGAGCGAUCUGAACCUCAAGAAAAAUCUCCAGAGGCAAAGUCUCUCAUUUCAAAGCUGACCGAGGAAAAAAAUAAUGCAAUUCAACUAAAUUCCAAGCUUCGUCAGGAAUUGGAACUUCUAAGACGCGAAGGAAACAAAAACCGUGCAACUGUCUCAUUUAUGUUCGUCAUAUUUGUUGGCAUACUUGGCAUAGUUUUGGGGUAUCUCAUGAAGAAGUAGUAAGCAACGGGUUUCAAUUGAUCGAUCGGUAGCCGUAAUUUUCCUCUUAAUUUCCCUUUCUGUCACCAGUCAAGUCAAAGAAUGAUGAUGAUGAAAGGCAAAGAAACUAAUGACCAAAGCAUGAUGCAUUUUCUUAGUUAGCAUUUUUAAUGGGUUUAGCCAACUUGGUUUAGGUCAGAUGAUGUGUUUGUAGUUGAUGAAGUGCAUUCUAAUGACUCAUAUGCUUUUGUUGACGUGCAUUCUUUUUGUAACUUAAGAUGAUCUGUGUUUUUGUUUUUAA
This is a messenger RNA of Mercurialis annua (annual mercury), 1250 nucleotides long. Its product is annotated as vesicle-associated protein 1-2-like. The transcript is spliced from 8 exons. Gene Ontology annotation, biological process: endoplasmic reticulum membrane organization. Lineage: Eukaryota; Viridiplantae; Streptophyta; Magnoliopsida; Malpighiales; Euphorbiaceae. Gene Ontology annotation, cellular component: plasma membrane; endoplasmic reticulum membrane. The record is from RefSeq and is a predicted model, not a curated record. Bases 248 to 970 code for a protein of 240 amino acids.